Molecule: messenger RNA, 4257 nt
Organism: Harmonia axyridis
Lineage: Eukaryota; Metazoa; Arthropoda; Insecta; Coleoptera; Coccinellidae
Gene: Reph
Exons: 5
Coding region: 211-969 (252 amino acids)
Source: RefSeq, a predicted model, not a curated record
UUCUGUUUCGGGUUUCAGUAGUAGUAAAACCGGUGCCGAGUAAGCUCCUACGUUGCGUGCCAGCAAGAUAAUCUGCAAAAUCUGACAAAAUUCCCCAUUCCGCUUGAUUUCUACAAUGAAUAACGUCGUUCGAUCUUAAUUUCGGUGUAUUGUUCGAAAAAAACGGUCAUCGUGGCGGCCAAUUCGGGAAAGAAACCCCUCAAAGAUAAUAUGCUCAAAUUAUUGACUCACAAAUUGAGGACGCAUUCUAUAAACGACCCGAAUUUGAUUGAGAAGGUUGAUGAGGAGCGUGAUUCUGGAACUGAGUCUGAUGAUGAUUUAGAACCGGAAUUCGCCAAUGCACGUAUGCAAGAGCGCAUAGUCAAUGUAUCACCAGCAGACACUGGUUGUUCAAUGGAGAGCCCUGCGCCAGAUCAGCACGACCCUCACAGUUCCGAAGAAGAGCUGGAGGUAAUUAAUCGAAACAAGGAAGAAAUCGCCGAACGACCUGUCAGAGCGACGUCUGUAUGCCUGCCUGAAAAAAGAAAAUGGUCUCAGAUCAGCGGAGGAGUUAGGAGUAACAAAGAUAACGUGGAAAAUAUGUCCCCUAAAGAUAAUAUGAGCCCUCGGUCGUCCUGUUCCCCAUAUCAGAAAGAGGAAGCUGGACAACAUUCUGGAUCUUCGGACGACGAGGUCCACCAUCUUUUAGCCAGUAUGUCAACCCCAGUGCAGUUCCGAACUUCGCCACCCCUGGAGGCGGUAAAGCCUGGCAGGAGGACACCCCUAAACAAGACGCGAUCUAUGAGCCCACCAGCGAAACUUUUACAUUACGACCUAUCGCCCAGGAAGCGAUCGAGACAUUCAAGACACUCGCAUGUACAAAGGCCCUAUUUGGACUUCGAAAAGAUGCAACAGGUGAAGGCUAUGUCGGUGACCACAUGGGGUCACGCUGGAGACCACGGAGGCGAAUGGUCCGUCUACUGUUGGUGAGGAAAGCUUAGAGGGCGCUCUUUAUCGCCCCUCUUGCGUAGAAACAACCAGGAAGGUCCCCUUCUCGGGAGCCUGCCAUGCUUAUUCACUCUUAAUCUGGACCUUUGAAGGUCGCAGGUCCUGCAAGACGCAAUCUCGAGAAUCUGCAUGGUGCACCUUCUGCCUGGGUCAAAUACAAACAAGAAAAAAAAAAGAGUGCGGGGAAAGAUCUACUCCUUGAAUUCAAUAAAAUUUUCAAAACCCUUUCACCUCACACUAACUAAUAAUUUUUUUCUGUAAUUGGAUCUUGACGGUCAGUACUAAGGAUGUGUAGAUUUCAUUUAGUUCGAUAAGGUGGACUAAAUCUUCGUCUUACCAGAGAGCCUGGAUUGUGAGUUCAGCUAGAUCUCAGUAUGCUUCUUUAAGAUGCAUAAAUAAUCAGAGAGUCUCUUCAUCCAACAACAAUCCUGGAAUUUUCCAUUCAAAUUAGAGAAUUGAGUUUUCAACUUGAAGCCAGGCACGAAUUUCAAAGUGGGCCUAAGGAAUUAGUCACUGGUUGAAAACUUCUUCGAUUGUUGUUGCAGGUUGCAAAGGGAUUCUCAGACUGAAACUGUGUACCUAUUAUAUUAGUAAUAACUAAUAUUUCGAUAACCUCAAAGUGGAAUAAUCAUUCCUACAUGUAAGAAAUAUUAAUAUUUUAGUUGAUUCUGAGAUUGUGUGUUUUAAUUUUUACUGCAGAGAAUAAUUUUCAGGUACUACUCAAAAUUUGUUGAAAAUUACCAAUAGAAAAAGUUUUAAAGUUAUAUAACAGACCUACCAUAUAGCAACAGGUAUCUAGUAGUUGGUGAUCAAAAUAAUCAAGCUGAAAUACUACAUACUUCAAUGCAAACCUCAUCUAAAGGUCAUAUGAUUCAUCCUCUAAUAAAGGUCCAUAAAAGUAAAAAUAAUUUUCAUAAUGGCCUGCUACAAUUUGUAAUGAAGUAUGAAAUAAGUUUCAGUAUUUGCUGUCUGAACUACUAGAAUCCUUGAUGAAAUGUCGAUAUAUGUUCCAAUGCACUCACUAUAAAACUGAAUGUAUUUCUGAUACAUACCUAUUCCAUAGAAAUUUCUAGGUAAAAAGGUUCUCAAUAAUAGUUUUUAGUUGUUUCAUACAGAAUAACUAGUUUUUAAAAAUCUAUAUGUGUUAGAUUACAAUAUUUACUAUGCUUUAUUUCUCGAGUAAAAUAUUUUCUACAGGAUAGCAUUAAUGCAACGAAAUAGUCUGAAAAGAUUAAUUAAUAUUAAAACAAGCCUCUUUUUGGCCUUCCUUUCAUGUACAUAUUAGAUAUGUAUAGGCUAUAUUCUAUCUAAAAAUCUUCCUCUUAUCCCUUUAAUCGAACUUUGCUCUUCUCCUCGUAGUUCCAUAAAUCCAUUUUACUUAUGAAUAAUUAGUUAUAUUCUUCAAAAUUAUCUCAGAUUGAAUAAAGACAAAAUCAUCAAAUUCCUAUGGUCCUCAAAAAUUUAUGAAUACAUGAGAAAUAUUUUGCUCGAAAUGAAAAGCCAUGUUUUUGCCAUAUUUAGAAAAUACAUCUUAGGCACUACUAAUAAAUGUCUUGUGGUAGUUUUAUGAAAUUAAACAACUCAACAUGCUGGCUAACCAAAUGGAUCGAAAUAUCGGUAGAUAUAAAGUGAAUGAAAUAUUGGUCAAAUCAAAAAUAGUGGGAGAAAAGGUGCUUGAAAGUUUUCCGAUCUAAUUGGAUUAUUACACCCGAAAUGUGCAUUGUGGACUUCAACAAAUUGAAUAUAAAAGACUCUUUUUUAAAUUGUGUGAAGUGUAAUUUUAUAUGAACUUAUUGGUUUUUACUAAACUUCAUAUUUUUGACAAUGUUUUUUGAAUAGCACAAAAUUGAUGUAAAUCGAAUGUUUUUCGACUCAAUAUAUGCAUGAUAUAUGUACUGCAGUACUGAGAGCUGAUGGAAGUAUAUCACCUCAAACAUCUAAAGGGAUUUUCAUUGUUCGAAUUGAAUUUUAUUGCUCAUAAAAAUUGUUUGGAAAGGAAUUAAUGUUCACAGUUUAUUAUAUUUAAGACAUAAUUAUAAAUCAGGGUAAAGAAAACAGUCAAUAAUAAAUUUUCCAAAUGUUAUUUGUAUCUGAUUAUAUAUCAAAAAUUAUUCCAGUGAAAUUAUCAUUUUUGAGAAUGGACGAAAUUGUAAAUAAAAAUGGAUAAUUGUGAAAUUAAUUCAUUUUCUAUUUUAUAUAAUUGAUUUGAUGUGUCUAAAAUAUCAAGUGAAAAGUGUUUAUUUAAGAUGUUAAUCGAUAAGCAAUGCAUUUCUAUCAAGUGAAUAUCUAUUUAAUUGAUAUAUAAUUAUGUCCCUACCUAAAAAAGAAAACGAAAUGUCUGGAUCGAAAUACAUUUUCCAUCAUACUUAGCUUUUUUUUAUUGAAUUAUAACAAAAGCUAUUAUUAUUUCAAUUCGAUAAAGAUAGAUAGAAAACAUAUCAAAAUGGUACAAAGCUCAUUCUGCCAUACUCAAAACAUCCAAUUCAGUCAGAAGUACCUGUCAUAGUGCAAACUUUAACAUCACAAUAUUUUCAAAGGAUAACAUUAAGCUCUUCAGGUGUGUAUGUAUGUAAGAAUAGAUAUUUUUCGAACAAUUGUCCAAAUUGAAAACUGCCCAGAUAAUUUUGUGUUAUUCAUUGUAAUCAUUGAAUGUUGAAUGAGCUGAUUCGACCAAUAACCAUUGUACCUUAGUAAGUUGAGUGAUUCAAGUCGAUUUUGUCACCCAAUUUCAAAGAAAUAUUGUUUAAGAACUGAAAAGCGGUCGAAGAAGUUUAUUCGUUGUAAAAUAGAAUGUAAAAAUUAUUGGAUGUCGAAAAUAUUUACAAUAUGAAGUCAUGAAUUUUUAUAUGUAUAUCUGUAGGUAUAUAUAAAACUACAUAGAUUAAAUAAAAAUACAAUAAGUAUGAUGUAGACAGUUCUGUUUCAGUUAUUUUUAUGUGAAAUUUUCGAAUAAUUUUGUGAUUUAUUUCAAUUUAAGUGUAAUGUUAAGGUUACAAAUCUCGUAUUGAAUAUUUUCAUUCUGAGUGGGUAUAGAAAGUCUUACUAUUUGAAUCAGUGAUAUGUUUCAAGUAUUUUUACGUAUUGCGUAAGCAACUGUUGUGAAUUUAUUACUAGUGUAGUUUCGAAGAUGUGAUAAUUAUGUUGUUACAUAGAAUUGUUCAUGGUUCUAUAUAACUACUGGCACACUUGAUUUAAAUUACUGUUAGUUGCAAUACAAAUAAUUUUUUAUUGACUAACCAUUUACUUAAUAAAUAUUUUUUAUCAUAUUUA